Molecule: messenger RNA, 2423 nt
Organism: Papilio polytes (common Mormon)
Lineage: Eukaryota; Metazoa; Arthropoda; Insecta; Lepidoptera; Papilionidae
Product: venom carboxylesterase-6-like
Exons: 3
Coding region: 70-1761 (563 amino acids)
Source: RefSeq, a predicted model, not a curated record
UUGAGUCAUUACACCGGCGUAUGCCGCGCGCGACGCUCGCCUUUCGUGUUGCGUCAGUCGACCUUGAAAAUGUUAUUCUAUGUAAUAGUGUGUAUUUUCGCAUUUGCUCAUGCUCAAGAGCAAGAUAGUCCAUCGGUGAACACAACUCAAGGAUGGAUACAGGGCUCGUUGGCAACUGAUGGCAACUACCACGUCUUUUAUGGAAUACAUUACGCUGGUUUCGUAUCAGGAGGAAACAGGUUUAAGGCGCCGCCUCCUCCGCCCACAUAUCCCGGGGUCUUCCACGCAAUCAACAGCGGUGUGAUAUGCGCUCAUCCCACAUCGCGAGGCAUCGUCGGCGUCGAGGACUGCCUGACUCUCAGUAUCCACACUGCUAACCUAACUGCCUCUCAGCCGGUGCUGGUGUGGCUGCAAGGCGAAGAGUAUACUACUACUGACACUACGCUACGUUCCUUCAAGAACUUUGUAGACAGAAAUGUUGUGGUGGUAAACGUAAACUAUCGUCUAUCGAUCUUUGGAUUCUUAUGUCUUGGAGUACCAGAAGCACCGGGAAACGCCGGUCUUAAAGAUGUUGUUCAAGCGUUGAAAUGGAUAAAAGCAAACAUUGCAGGAUUUGGUGGAGAUCCUAAUAAUAUCGCUCUCUUUGGUCAUGGAUCGGGCGCAGCGAUGGUUGAUAUCCUUACUCUAUCACCUUCUGCAGAAACACUACUACAUAAAGCGAUCACUCAAAGUGGAUCUGCAUUGUCCCCCGGUGCUAUCGCGUAUAAACCUAUUGAAUAUGCUGAAGCAUUUGGUGCUAAAUUUGGGUACACAGGAAAAUCAAGAGAAGAAUUAGCAAGACUACUGACAACAACAGAUAUAACAUUAUUAGCCACAGCUCUCACUGAGUUUGAAUUCUUCAACAACACAGCUUUGUUCGCUCCCUGUAUCGAGAAUAAUGUCGAUAGUAACAACACAAUAAUAUCUGAUGCGCCAAUUGACAUAAUCCGUUCUGGUAACUACAGUCAUAUACCUUUUCUGGCUGGAUACACAAACAAAGAAGGAACGUUAAGAGCUCAAGAAGCAGCUUACAGUCAAUGGUUGGAUAAGAUGCAGGCAAAUUUCGAUGACUUUAUCCAAGUAGAUUUAGAUAUUGCGACAAAUUCAAACAAGACUGCUAUUGUUAAAUCAAUACGGGAGUACUAUUUUGCACAGCGUAUAAUUAAUAUGGAAACUAUUGAAGAUUAUUUAGAUUACCAUGGUGAUACAAUGAUCCUAGUGUCAACUAUUAGAGGCGUGAGGGAGAGAGCACUAACAUCCAGAGCUGAAGUAUACCUUUACGAGUUUGCGUAUAGGGGAACAUUAAAUUCCGAUUGGGCUUUACCGCAGAUACCACUGACUGGUGUGAGGCACGGAGGAGUUUUAAACUAUCUGUUGAAUUACGAUUUAACACCGAGAGAUGCACAUGUUAUGGAAGCGAUUAUGAGACGUUACAUAUUAUUCCUUAAUAAUGGGAGUCCCGCUUCCCCGGAGAUAGUACUAUGGGAACCUGUAACAAGUUCUCGCUUGACAUAUUUAUUACUUAGUGGCGGUGAGGUAUCAACAAACGUGACAAUCACCAAUGAACAUCAGGGAUUCGAUCCUCAUCAGCAAAGAAUGACAUUCUGGAAUGAUAAUUAUGCCAGGUUAUAUAAAGCGCCAUCUCAAGUCUCUUCGGCGACAAAACUCAUGAGUUUAGUAUUCACGGUUGGUCUAUUACAAUGGCUGUUAACUGUAUUUUAAAAAGAGACUAUAUUAGCCGUGCGUAGGUUUCCCGAUGAGUCUGCCACAACCUCUGAUCACGUCCCAUGCUCGUCUGCUGGGUAGCGUCAGUGACACGUGACGUCAUAAGUCCAUCGGCAAAGCUGUGCAUGAGUACUUAUUUGAUAUUUUACUUUGUUGAUCAGUAAUUAUUGAUUAGUUUUAGUUAUCAAUGUUUGUUGAUUUAAGUAUUAUUAUUAUUUAGAUUAUAAAAAUUCCGAUUUAGUAUUAGUAUAGUGUGAUUUUGAUUUAUUAUUAAGCCUGAUAAUUUUAAUAGUUUGAAAAAUCGUACUAUAUAUAUGUAUAUAGUACGAUUAUUCAAACUACUAUACUAUAUGUUGGGUUACCAGAGCAAAAAUCUGGUACAUUCAAGUCUGAAAAAUUUAAUUUUAACUGCAACUUGUUGUCUCUGUUUUUUGACCGACUUCCCAAAAGAAGGAGGUACUCAAUUCGUUUGUAUGUUUUUUUACAAAAGAGAAUGGCAAAGAUGACAAUAUAUUAUGUGCUUCUACUAUCGAAAGUCACUCUUGUAAGCCUGGAAAAAAUUUCGUUAUAAUUCGCUUUAAAUUGUAUGAACGAAUGAUGAGUGUAACUAAAUACGUAGCGCAGCCGCCCAUUUUUGAAUAAAUAAAUGUUUUAUAAUA